Messenger RNA from Humulus lupulus (European hop), 3331 nucleotides. RefSeq lists its product as uncharacterized. The record is from RefSeq and is a predicted model, not a curated record. Bases 90 to 2954 code for a protein of 954 amino acids. NCBI's taxonomy places the organism in Eukaryota, Viridiplantae, Streptophyta, Magnoliopsida, Rosales, Cannabaceae. Gene Ontology annotation, molecular function: ATP hydrolysis activity; ATP binding. The transcript has 23 exons.
UUUGCCGCUUUGUUUGCAAUAGCUUUCCCGCCAAAACGCCGGUAUCAUCUUUUUCCGAAUGUUUCUCUCACCCGUUUGAUUCAGCCGCCAUGGAUAUGGACUUCGACCCUCCCCUUCCGGAUGAGCUCGAAUUGCUCGAAGAGAGCUAUCGCAUCAAUGAAGAGUACUCCGAAUUUGAUCCAACGGAACCCUAUCCGUACGAAGAGGAAGAAGAUGAACAACUGCAACAGCAACAACCCACCCAAGGUAAAUCACCUUCUCAAAUCAGCGACCACAAGCGUUCGCGACCAUCAGACGGUCCCGAUGCGUCUGUUUCCGGAGUCCUCAGACCGUCCGAUGAGAAACGGAGUAAAAUCGAUGAAGACAGAAUGCUUGAGGAAGAUGAGGUUUUGCUUCGGUUCUCGCCGCCAGAGGUGAGCGAGCCUAUUUUGGAAGAUCGAGCAGAAGAUGCUGUGGAGGAGAAGCUUGUCUGGAGGUAUGCGUCGGAGAUUGAUGGAGAUUUUAUUCCCGUGACGGCUCCCAGCGGUGGUGAUAGGGUCUAUGCGAAAAUAACUACGGAGGAGAUGAAUGAGCGCCGGGAGAAAUUGUAUGUGAAAACCCCCUCCGCAGGUCUUAUGGCUGAAUCAAUCGAUGUUCUUUUGCAAAAAGUGGAACAAGAGGCUUUUACUAAGGCCCUACAAGCUAGCUCUGGAGGCCAGAGUGAAAUGGUCCUUAGUGAAACACCAGUUGUUCAUGAACAACUUUGGGUGGAUAAAUAUGCGCCAUAUUCGUUUACUGAGCUUCUAAGUGACGAACAUACAAAUCGUGAGGUCCUCCUGUGGUUGAAACAAUGGGAUUCUUGCGUAUAUGGUUCUGAAGUUAGGAGUACAUCAACUGAGGUUUUAUCUGCUUUGAGAAGGCAUUCAACUGUUGGUCAACAUCAGAAAUUUUCUGGCUCUAAUUUUUCGAGGAAUAACAGAGGAUCCAGGUGGAACAAGGAAAAUUUUAAACAAUCAGAUGAUUUGGAUAACAAAAAUGAUGAUUCAGUAGCUGCACAGGAUUUGUGGAACAAGAAGUCAAGAUGUACUACUGGACCGCCAGAACAAAAGAUUCUUUUACUUUGUGGUCCCCCAGGGCUUGGAAAGACUACACUUGCACAUGUUGCUGCAAGACAUUGUGGGUAUCGUGUUGUAGAGAUUAAUGCUAGUGAUGAUCGAUCUUCUGCAACAAUCGAAGCAAAAAUUAUUGAUGUUGUUCAGACGAACUCUGUCACAGUUGACACUAGACCUAAGUGCUUGGUGAUUGAUGAAAUAGAUGGAGCUCUUGGUGAUGGUAAGGGUGCUGUGGAAGUUAUCCUAAAGAUGGUCUCUGCUGAUAAGAAGUCGGGGAAAGAGGAUGUAGCUAAUGUAGAACAUGCACAGAAAACAUCCUCAAAGAAGGGGCGUAAAAGUGAUCCUCUGUCAAGGCCUGUAAUUUGCAUUUGCAAUGACCUAUAUGCACCUGCCUUAAGACCAUUGCGUCAGGUGGCAAAGGUUCAUGUGUUUGUUCAACCAACAGUGAGUCGUGUAGUGAGCAGGCUCAAAUAUAUAUGCAACAAAGAGGGAAUGAAAACUAGCUCAAUCGGACUCACUGCACUUGCUGAUUAUACAGAAUGUGACAUACGCUCAUGCUUGAACACUCUUCAGUUCCUACACAAAAAGAAGGAAUCCCUCAAUGUGUUGGAGGUUGGUUCUCAAGUGGUUGGACGAAAAGACAUGUCGAAAAGUGUCUUUGAUAUCUGGAAAGAGGUUUUCCAAAAGAGAAAACCGAAAAGAGAAAGGAGAUCUAACUUUAGCAGUCAGACCACUUCCAAUGAGUUUGACUCUUUGCACUCUCUCAUUUCUAGCCGUGGUGACUAUGAUUUAAUCAUGGAUGGCAUACAUGAAAAUAUUUUGCAGCUCCAUUAUCAUGAUCCAGUGAUGCAAAAAACUGUCAAAUGCAUAAAUAAUCUUGGAGCUUCUGACCUUCUGCACCAAUAUAUUAUGCGCACUCAACAGAUGCCUCUUUAUGCUUACCAGCCAGCUAUUGCAAUUACCAUACAUCGUUCGGUAGCCCAAAUUCAAAAACCAAAUAUUGAGUGGCCAAAGUCUAAUCAAAGAUGCCGAACAAUGUUUAUGGAAAAAAGAGAUAUUUUAAGUUCUUGGUACCACACAAUUCCACCGCAUAUUUCAAGGCAUUUGUCACCUACCUCCUUUGUAGAAGAGUCAGUUUCCUUACUACUACACAUUCUGUCACCAUCAACUCUAAGACCGGCUGCAUUAAACUCACUAUCGGAAAAGGAGAAGGGUGAUCUGGAUCAGUUAGUUGGCAAGAUGGUAUCUUAUUCGUUAACAUAUACGAAUGUGAAAUCAAACCCUCUUCCUAGUGACCUGGGUAAUGGAGCAACAUCAGAUGUCAUGGGUCUUGCUUUUGAUCCCCCCAUUGCCGACUUUAUCAAUUUCAAGGGGUACAGGUCUGGCCAUUACGUACUUGCAUUAGCAAUGAAGCAGGUGUUGGUACACGAGGUGGAAAAGCAAAGGAUCUUGCAAGUAAGCACGAGGAGAUUUGCAAAUUUAACUAAUGGAGGCAACGAGGAUAACCAAGUACUUUUAGGGGAAGAAAUCAGUAGAUCACAACCUGAUAAAGCAGAUAAAAGCAUUGAGAAAACUUCAAGGCCUUCAAAUCCUAGCAUCUCUGCUACUUCUAGUAACUCUUAUUCCAGCAGAAAUGUUACCACGGCAAGUGUGAAUUUGAAGUCGGCCAAACCUCCAAAGAGGUCAUCCACAAGUUUUUUUGACAGGUUUAAAAAGAUUGGUACUGGUUCUCAGAAUUCUGAAAUUGUUGUCCCAAAGGAAGAAACCUCAGAGAGAGACUUACGCCCACUGCUGUUUAAAUUUAAUGAGGGUUUCACAAAUGCAGUAAAGAGGCCAGUUCGCAUGCGUGAGUUUCUGCUAUGAUGAAUCUUGGUUUCAGUAAGCAAAGGCGGCAGGAAUCUUAGCCACAUUUUCUUGCAAAUUCAACAGCUACCCUUCUCUAAAUCUAUACAUAAUUGUACCCAUAUGUAUGUAUUUAUACUCAAAACUUUUAUGUAUCAAUAGCCAUAAAAAGUCUGAAGCCUUUCUAAUAUGCAAUAACCGCACCAGGUUUCAGUUGCAGCCUGAUUUAGUUGGGAAGAACUAAUGAGAUGGACGGGCAGCAAAGGAGAGUAAUUUCUGUAAAAUGGUAAAGUUGUUUUGCUUGCCUGCCUGCUAAUCAAUAUCAAAAUUUUGUGAGAAGUUCUUAGAAGCACCUAAUUUUUUCAUUAAUACAUAAUUCAAUUUUAAACUUUCUGACA